AUGGAGGCGCUAGAGGCGCUAGGCGGCGAGCCGAUGGCGCGGGACCCCGAUCGGCGCGUCAGCAUCGCGCCGCAGACAUCUCGCUCAUUAUCAGACUCGACGGCCGAGCUACCACCGCCCGUGACCGUGCUCCCGGCCGUGAGGCGGAGCCGCAUCGUGAGCCCGGCGCCUCCGCGCACGCCGCGGCCUGAAAAGAGCAGCACCACCGGCGAUUUCAUCGCGACGCUCAAGGCGCGGUACCCCAAGGGCACCGUCGCGCACUCGCGCUUCACGAAGGCACUAUCCAUCUACGCGGCGAGCUCCCGCGACGCGGCGGCCGCGCAACUGCUCUCGCAGGAGGUCGGAGACAUUUUCGUGGACGAGCCGGGCCUCGCCCGGGCCUUCCAGUCGUUCUUCGAUGAGCCGGGCGCCGACCCGAGGCGCAUGUCGCUCGACACCCCGGUCAAGUCGCCGACCCUGCUGGACGUGCUCAACGCCGCGCCGCCGCCCCUGGGCGCGCGCGUCAACGGCAAAGGCGAGACGGUCGUCCGCUUAAAGGCACCGCCCAAGGCCAAGCCGCCCCAAGACAAGCACAACCUCGUCGGCCGCGAGGUGCGCAAGCCCUACUCGGAGUGGUGCUAUUCCGAAUGGCACUUCGGCGACGUCGUGCGCUGCAGCAGGCCGGGCCACUACGUCAUCGCCUGGGACGAGCGGACCGGCCCCGAGACGUACGACACACGUCAAGUCAUCACGAUGCUCUCGCCCGAUAGUGAUGAGAUCACCGACGCAGUACAAUACCGCGAGAAGUACGAGGCGUUUCCGGUCGGGACGCGCGUCGAGGUCUGGUGGAGCGAGUCCGGCAACCCCGAGGAUGGUGGGUGGUGGGACGCCGUCGUCUCAUACGCCGGCGACGUCUACGAGGUCGAGUGGAUCGACGACCCGGGCGUCUUCCACCGCGCGGACUUUCAGGCCGUCCGGGCGCCGGGAUCGUCCCCCGCCCGCGGUGCCGCGCCGAAGAAGGCCCCCGUAUGGUCGCCCAACGCGCGCGCCGCGCCGGCGGCCUCCUACGCCAUGCUCGGGUUCGGUCAGCCCGCGGCACCCGAGCAGAAUUCCGAGCAGGCGCCGCCGCCGGCGACCGGCUCCGGCCGCGCGGCCAAGCAAGAGGCGGCGCGGCGCAUCCGCGAGCAGUCGUAG
Pelagomonas calceolata is the source of this 1173-nucleotide messenger RNA. NCBI's taxonomy places the organism in Eukaryota, Pelagophyceae, Pelagomonadales, Pelagomonadaceae. The record is from the annotation of a GenBank genome assembly.